This is a messenger RNA of Pecten maximus, 4043 nucleotides long. RefSeq names its product GPI ethanolamine phosphate transferase 3-like. Lineage: Eukaryota; Metazoa; Mollusca; Bivalvia; Pectinida; Pectinidae. Gene Ontology annotation, cellular component: endoplasmic reticulum membrane. The record is from RefSeq and is a predicted model, not a curated record. Gene Ontology annotation, molecular function: mannose-ethanolamine phosphotransferase activity. Gene Ontology annotation, biological process: GPI anchor biosynthetic process.
CGGAUUUUGCCGGUUAAAAUGUUAUCCGUAAAAGAUAUGACAGUAGAAGUUGAUCAUGUAGCAGUGUAGAUGAACUGAAGAAAAAGAAAAUGGGGCUAUUUAUCAAAUAUUUCUUACUUCUAAUCUUUCUUGUAUGUAUGUAUACAUGCAGUCUGUUGAUUUUCGCCAAAGGUUUUCUCUUGAAAAGAGUUGUUGUGGACCAAAACAGUUCUUGUAUUGUGGACUUCUCUUCAUCCACCGACCAGCACGGUAAGCAAGGAUGCUGGAUGCACAGUCGCUUCAACAAAGCCAUCAUUGUAGUAAUAGAUGCACUGAGAUUUGACUUUAUGAAAUAUGAACACACAUUAGAAAAAGAUAUUCCUUAUAAAAAUAAACUCCCAAUUAUCAAAAAUUUACUGAAGGGCAAACCCGCAAAUUCCAAAUUGUACAAAUUUAUUGCCGACCCACCGACAACAACAUUUCAAAGACUGAAAGGAUUAACAACAGGGAGUCUGCCGACAUUUGUUGAUGCUGGAGCAAAUUUUGCAAGUUCUGAGAUAAAAGAAGACAAUGUAAUUGACCAGAUGGUAAAACAAGGGAAGGUCAUCAAGUUUCUGGGAGAUGAUACCUGGAUGAGCCUGUUUCCCGGGAGAUUUCAGAAGGCGUACCCAUUUCCAUCUUUUAAUGUUAAAGAUCUUCAUACCGUUGAUAAUGGCAUCUUGAAGCAUUUAUAUAGCCAGCUGAAUAAAAAGGACUGGACAGUGACAAUCGCUCAUUUCCUUGGUGUUGAUCACUGCGGUCAUCGCUAUGGACCGGACCAUCCAGCUAUGGCGGAGAAGUUAACGCAGAUGAAUGAGGUUAUCAGCAACAUAACCAGUCGUAUGAAGGACGACACUAUCUUGUUUGUGAUGGGCGACCACGGUAUGACAGCAACUGGUGACCAUGGUGGUGACAGCAGUGAUGAGCUGGAGGCAGGAUUAUUCAUAUACAGCCCUGCACAGAUAACCUCCCCUUCCACAUCUUCUAAGACAGACAUUUAUGAGACCAUAUCCCAGACAGACUUUGUGCCCACACUGGCCCUGUUGAUGGGAGUUCCAAUUCCUUUCUCAAACUUGGGGAGAAUCAUCACCGACCUCUUUAACCACUGUCCAUGGUGGGCAACCAGUACCAGUAAACUCAAGCAGGUAUUUCAUGCUGUGAAGGCCCUGCGUCUGAAUGCUAUCCAGAUCAGUCGGUAUCUGCAAGCGUACGCCCAAGUAUCCACAGACUUCCCGAUCAAAAAGUACUAUGAGCUGGACAACAUGUUAAACACAGCAGAACACAACCUUCAGGCUCUAGUCACUGCCAUGGUGAAAUCAGGCGAGAACCAACACAUGGUUCGACAGUUAGAGGAACUCCAACAAGUGUACGACUCCUACACUUCACAGGUCAAGACUAUUUGUCAGGGUAUCUGGGCCAAGUUUGACCUCGUCUCCAUCUCCAUCGGGAUCAUUUCCUUGUUUCUUACAAUCCUAAUUAAUCUUUACUUUGUUCAGCUGUCGUUUUGGAAGAAGUUUGAAGUACCAAGCACAGUGAUCGUUGUCAUUCUGUUCUGUAUGGUGUACAUCGUGUAUGCAGCCUUUCACUGCUUCUUCGUGGGAGAGACCCUCAGUUCAUUCAUGGUGUUUUUGUUGGGAUUUGUCAACAUCGUCGUACUCAUUAUCGUAAAUGUUCAGUUUUCGCCAAAAAAGCCAACAUUGAUCUCUGAUCUCAUGAUAAACGAGAAGAAAGAGAAACAUUUUCCAUGGAUGACAUUUAUUUGUAAUGCUGUUGUGUGCCUCAUCUGUUUUGUUUCAUUUUUCAGCAACAGUUUUGUUGUUUAUGAAGAUGCAAUACUUCUUUUCCUUGCUCAAACUUUGAUAGUAAUUUACUGUAUUAAAGUCAUAUCUCGAACUUUAAAAAAGCAUGACACCGGUCCAAAUGAUUCAAAACAGAAACAUAAAAAACAAAAACCGUUCGACAUCAUGUUGAUAUUAACUCAUCCAGGUAUGUUGGCGAUUGCUAUUACAACUGUUAUUUGUGCAUGCCUUCGACUGGCCAUGAACUUUAAGGCCUGUAGGGAAGAACAACAUACCUGUGAGUUGUCUUUGUUCUUGCGUCCACUCUCUGGCCUUGUAGACAAUUUAGAACAUCUGCGUAACAUACGAUAUUUUUUCAGUGUUGGGUGCCUAGUUUUGACUGUAUUUCUUACCAGGAAGCUUCUCUUCCAAUUCGGUAACCUCAAUGGAUUGUCUGGAAGUGUUGUGUGUAUCCGAUACUUGCUGCCUGUAAGUACAUGCUGCUGCGGCCUACAUUGGGCGCUGUAUGCCCUGCCACAGAAAGUCCUGGACUCCCUCCCUGUGUGGCAGCAGACUUUCCUGCCUAAGUCUGUGUACAUCAUCACUGGGAUAUCUCUAGUCACCGUUGUGAUCAAACCGCUGACCAUCCACAUGAUUCAACAAAACAAGAAUUCAUACAACAUCCAAAACAGAGAUGGUAACAUCAUUCCUCAGCUCUACAACAAGGUCAGACAGAAUCUUCACCACAAGAGGAGCACACCGAUGGUGUACGGCUUGGCCACCGUGUUCUCAGCCUCCAUCAUUGGCCUGGCUGCCAUAGUUACCGUUCUACUGACCAUGUUGCUAGGGGAUGGAGUGGCCCCAAGCAUGUUCUUACUUACACUGACCACGUUCUUUGCCCUGGAGUUGUAUACAGCAUACCUGGUCACCUCUACAAAGGAGGUUCAAAAUGCGACAUGGGAUUUGGUAGGUGCAGUGGUGUUCCAUACCAUCUUAUCCAGUUUCUAUUUCUACACAAGUGGACACCAGGCCACUGUCCCCGCCAUCAGGUUUGAGGCAGCCUUUGUUGGCUUCCAUGGAGACUUCCAGAACUACGCCCUCCCUGCUGCUCUGAUAUAUCUCAACACCUUCGCUGCACAUGUCCUUCUCGGGGUCCUUGCACCACUGUGGGUGUUCUGGCCAAUGGUCAAGAGUACCUUCACUGCCCUGAUGACCAAUGUGGAGGUGGACAGAACAUCCAAGGGAGACUUUGCUUUGUUUGAAGAUGAGGAUUUGUUAAAGAAGAGGAUGUUUCAACUGUUUUCAUGUCUAACACUUCUAAGUGGUGUCAAGGUACUGGGAGCAGUGUGUGCGGCAGGACUUCAUCGCAGACAUCUGAUGGUGUGGAAGAUUUUUGCUCCUCGUUUUGUGUUCGAGGCUGUGUCCUGUUUCACAGUGUUGGGAAUGUGCUUAUUCAUGUUCCUAUUUAUUAUGAGACUCAAUCAAACCCUCACAUCUUGGUUAAAAGUCCUGGAAUCUAAACAGAACAAAGACUAAGUCUAUUCAGCAUCCAUUAGUGUUCUACAGAUAGAUCGGACUGCAGGGAUAUCCAACUUGAGACUCAAGUUAAACAUUUGAACAAUAUACUCAUGUCGAUCUGGAAAAUCAAUUCAACUUGGAUGUUCUGUCAUGUCAUAGAUAUUAACAUUAUUGUGAUGUCAUAAAUAAAUGACAUUGUGACGAUGUCACAUGCUUGUUUUGGUGGUGGAAAACUUUUUAAAACUGUUUGAAUCAAAAUCAGCCAGUCUUGUGGAAAAUAAAUUUUAGAGUUUUUCACUUCUCAUAAAUAUGAGUCAUGUGAGGUCAAUCUAUCUUACACAUGAGUCAAUGUACGGAAUUUAUUAGAUGUGUUAAAUAAUUUACUAUUUCACUUGCCUGAAGUGUCGUGACAUAUCAAAAUUAUGGAACAUGCUUAAUAGAUUAUAUACUUAUACAUUGACUUGUGUAAGGUUAUCAGUUUCCAUGACCAGUCGCUAUAUAUUCAAACAGUGAAGCUUAUUGAAUAAUCUGGUGCUAUUCAAUGGAGUUAUAUGCAGUUUCUGUAAAUUGUAUACAUUUGUAUGUUGUAUUUUGAUGCUAAUUUCAAGCUAUGUAAUUCAAAUUCAUUUUUAGACAUCCCUCAAAGAGUCUGAAAUAUUAGAAAGACAUUGUUGUGCUUAAGGAAAAUAAUUGACCAAUUAUUUGUAUUAAAAUAUUUUUAUAUUUUGA